Impatiens glandulifera is the source of this 1237-nucleotide messenger RNA. RefSeq names its product lysine histidine transporter 1-like. The transcript has 7 exons. The record is from RefSeq and is a predicted model, not a curated record. The coding region runs from base 16 to 1221 and encodes 401 amino acids. Gene Ontology annotation, cellular component: plasma membrane. Lineage: Eukaryota; Viridiplantae; Streptophyta; Magnoliopsida; Ericales; Balsaminaceae.
CACAAUGUAACCGCCAUGGUGGGCGCCGGCGUCCUCAGCCUCCCCUACGCAAUGUCACAUAUGGGCUGGGGACCAGGGAUAGUUGUAUUGAUCUUAUCAUGGGUAAUUACACUAUACACAUUAUGGCAAAUGGUGCAGAUGCAUGAAAUGGUUCCUGGAAAACGGUUCGAUCGAUAUCAUGAACUGGGUCAAUACGCAUUUGGGGAGAAACUAGGUCUAUAUAUUGUGGUCCCUCAACAAUUAAUGGUUGAAGUAAGUUUGUGUAUAGUUUAUAUGGUAACUGGAGGAAGAUCAUUGAUGAAGGUCCAUGAGAUAUUGUGUGAUGACUGUCAACCGAUUAGACUCACUUAUUGGAUAAUGAUAUUUGCUUCUGUUCAAUUCUUUUUAGCACAUUUACCCAAUUUUAAUUCAAUCUCCUCAGUAUCUUUACUGGCCGCCGUCAUGUCACUCACGUACUCCACGAUAGCAUGGGCUGUAUCAUUGAGGAUGGGGAUUCAAAACGCUGUUGGUCCGGUUGAAUACUGCCUUAAGUCGAAGACAACAACCGACAAUGUGUUCAAUUUCUUUAACGCGCUUGGUGAUGUUGCGUUUUCUUACGCUGCACACAAUGUUGUUCUAGAGAUCCAAGCCACUAUCCCUUCCACGCCUGAAAAACCUUCCAAAGGUCCCAUGUGGAAGGGAGUUGUGGUGGCUUACAUUAUUGUGGCCCUUUGUUACUUCCCUGUUGCCAUUAUCGGGUACUAUGUUUUUGGUAACAAUGUCGAAGACAAUAUCCUUCUCUCCCUCGAGAAACCUUCUUGGAUCAUAGCUUCGGCCAACAUUUUUGUCAUUAUCCACGUGAUGGGCGCAUAUCAGGUAUUCGCAAUGCCGGUAUUCGACAUGAUAGAGACAUUCAUGGUGAAGAAAAUAAAGUUGAAACCUUCUGGUUUCCUUCGGUAUUCUGUCCGCACAACCUACGUUGCAAUAACAAUGAUGAUUGCUAUAGUUCUACCUUUCUUUGGUGGACUGCUUGGAUUCUUUGGCGGAUUUGCUUUGGCCCCAACCUCAUACUAUCUUCCAUGCAUAAUCUGGUUAAUAGUCAAGAAACCCAAAAGAUUUGGACUUUCCUGGUGGACUAACUGGGUUUGCAUUGUCAUUGGGGUGCUCUUAAACAUAGUGGCUCCUAUUGGUGGCUUGAGGAACAUCAUCCUUUCAGCCAAGAACUACAGGCUAUUUUCAUGAUCUUAAUUUGUUUUAA